Messenger RNA from Postia placenta MAD-698-R-SB12, 1437 nucleotides. RefSeq lists its product as hypothetical. The coding region runs from base 1 to 1437 and encodes 478 amino acids. NCBI's taxonomy places the organism in Eukaryota, Fungi, Basidiomycota, Agaricomycetes, Polyporales, Adustoporiaceae. Gene Ontology annotation, biological process: transmembrane transport. Gene Ontology annotation, molecular function: transmembrane transporter activity. The transcript has 14 exons. The record is from RefSeq and is a predicted model, not a curated record.
AUGUCCUCACGUGUUAUUCAUGACGCCGGGAUAGGCGGCAAUGCUCGUAGACCCUGGGGGCUACAGUGGAGGAGCUCUGUCUGGUAUGUCACACUCGGUACUAAUUCUUUCACAGGCGUUACCACCGAUCUGCUUGUGUACUCGCUCAUUGUACCUGUAGUCCCAUUUCGACUGGAAGCUCUUGGAUAUAGCGGCGUCUCGGGUCUAGUCGGAUGGCUGCUUUUCGCAUAUUCAGCCGGAUUGGUAGCAUUCACUCCCCCUAUUGCUCAGCUGUCUGAACGAUUCAACGCACGGAAGAUCCCCCUGCUGAUUGGACAAGUCGCUCUCAUCGGAGCGCAGAUCAUGCUCAUGUUAGCACCGUCGUAUUGGCUCAUGGUCCUAGCUCGUGUUUUCCAGGGGUUGAGCUCAUCCGUCAUCUGGGUUGUUGGUCUUGCGCUACUUUGUGACACAGUACCAGAGAAAACGGUCGCGCGACAACUCGGCAUUGCCAUGAGCGGCCUCUCAAUAGGAUUUCUUGUAGGGCCGCCCGUCGCGGGCGCGCUUUACAAUUCCUUCGGCUUCCACGGACCAUUCAUCUUCGGCAUCACUGUAACAGCCUUUGACCUCAUUGCCCGGUUGAUCUUAGUUGAGCGCCAUCACGCUUUACGCUGGGAUCCCGAACGUCACGCUACCCCAGCACCCGAGUGCGGUGAUUUGUCGGACCCGCCAUCAACAGCCCCGGUAACGAAUACAACAAAUCACGACGAAACACAUGAAGACACGACAGCGAGACAGUCAAAUGAGCCAUCUCACCUAUCGCUACUAGCAGUGCUCGGGAAGCUUCUGCGAUCCUCUCGCGCGCUGGCGACGUGCUUUAGCACUCUAAUCUAUGGGAUGAUCUUGACGAGCCAGGAGCCGGCGCUCCCUCUAUAUCUGCAAGCAUCAUGGCGACUGAACUCGUCGAAAGUUGGUCUCGUCUACAUUGCCGCCGUAGUUCCCACUCUAUUCUCGUCAACGAUCGCAGGCUGGUGGGUCGACAGGAUAGGCACAGGGCUCAUAACCGUCGUCUCCCUCCUCUUUGCGCUGCCCUGGCUCGGGCUGCUCAUCGUCCAAAAGUCUCUCGCAUUCUUCAUCGUCAUGUUUGCUUUAUCCAACUUUGCAGUUUCGGGUACUGUAUCCGCUCUCACAGCAGAACUAGCGACAAUAUCACGGCGACUCGAUGGUGUCGGUUAUGCGCAUGUCUAUGGUGCAUUCAAUCUCUCGUACGGCAUUGGGUCAGGGUUAGGGCCCGUAAUCGGCGGUCAGCUGUACGAUCACCUCGAAAGAGGUUGGAUGGCCAUCUGCCUUUUUGGCAUUGGGCUGUCUGUCAUAGCAAUUUUCCUCGCCCUUGUGUUCUAUGGCGACGAGACUCUCUUCACCCAGCUUACACGCAAUUUUAAGAGAAGUCGAGAGAACUGA